GUUCGGUUGCUGAGCAGCGCACGCAGAUUAGUGGCUGGUGGCAGGGCGCGUGCCUGGGACCGUGGAAGGAGCGGGGCUCGCGGGCUGUGCCGCUCGAAGGCGGGAGGUCGUCAGUGGGUGCGUGCAGAAGCGUGGACCGUCGUCGCGAGGUUUCGUGAGAAAUGUGAGAAGGCCAGAUUUUCCCGCGAGCUCUCCCCGGCGCCCGGCUCUCCCUCGCUCGUCUGCGGCCGUUUUGUCUCCCGAAGAGGCUCUCCCACACCCCCCCGGCCUCCCCUGUCGGGCCCCGCGUGAUGUCGUGAUCUCCAGGCGGACGUGCGACCAGGGAGGCGGCGCUCAGGUGGCGGCGGCUCCUGCUGCCGCAGCAGCCGCCGAUGGGGCUGCUCCGGAUUAUGUUGCCGCCUAAAUUGCAGCUCUUGGCGGUGAUGGCGUUUGCGGUGUCCGUCCUUUUCCUGGAGAACCAGAUCCAGAAACUGGAGGAAUCCCGUGGGAAGCUUGAGAGGGCUAUUGCAAAACACGAAGUUCGGGAAAUAGAGCAGCGCCAUACAGUAGAUGGCUCUCGGUCAGAUGUAGUCCCAGAUGAAGAUGAUGAUGUGGUGAUCAUUUAUAAUCGGGUACCUAAAACUGCAAGUACAUCUUUCACGAACAUUGCAUAUGAUCUUUGUGCGCGGAACAAGUAUCAUGUUCUUCAUAUCAACACAACCAAAAACAAUCCUGUUAUGUCUCUACAAGAUCAGGUACGUUUUGUGAAGAAUGUAACUUCAUGGAAAGAGAUGAAACCAGGAUUUUAUCAUGGACAUAUAUCUUUCUUGGAUUUUGCGAAAUUUGGUGUUAAAAAGAAACCAAUAUACAUCAAUGUCAUAAGAGAUCCUAUAGAACGGCUGGUUUCUUAUUAUUACUUCCUGCGCUUUGGUGAUGAUUACAGGCCUGGACUCCGAAGGCGAAAGCAAGGGGAUAAAAAAACUUUUGACGAAUGUGUAGCAGCUGGAGGGUCGGAUUGUGCUCCCGAGAAACUCUGGCUUCAAAUACCAUUUUUCUGUGGCCAUAGCUCUGAAUGCUGGAAUGUGGGAAGCAGAUGGGCUUUGGAACAAGCCAAAUACAACUUGAUUAAUGAAUAUUUCCUAGUGGGAGUUACCGAAGAGCUUGAAGACUUCAUUAUGUUGCUGGAGGCAGCUUUGCCUCGCUUCUUCAGGGGUGCUACAGAAUUAUAUCGAACAGGUAAGAAGUCUCACCUUAGGAAGACAACAGAGAAAAAGCUCCCCACAAAAGAAACCAUUGCAAAGCUCCAGCAGUCUGAAAUCUGGAAAAUGGAGAAUGAGUUCUAUGAAUUUGCACUUGAGCAGUUUCAGUUUGUCAGAGCACAUGCAGUUCGAGAAAAAGAUGGAGAGCUAUAUAUUCUGGCACAAAACUUUUUUUAUGAAAAGAUCUACCCCAAAUCGAACUAAAUACAGUGCAUAUUUUUAGGUUAAGAAAACAAACCUUGUGGUCCCAUCCUUAUUCUCAGCGCCGAUUGGUAGAUGGUUGAUAAAUCAACUGAAGCGCUUUGAUCUUGAGUUUGGUAGAGUGCUCUGUGGGUUGCUCGAGGACUAGAGGACCUUGAUCAUCUGAGUUUAAGCUUCGGUUUCUUUAAUAUUCUGAAAGAAGGUUACUACCUAGACCUAAAGAAACUUGCACAAAAAUUUGCAGAAAUUAACCACAUACCAGUUGUAGCUGAAGUUUAGGUGAAAGGCUUCCUGUUAUUGUCUUCUUGAUUCAUAGGACAGCUUAUUUUACUUAACACGUUGCAGAGACGAAGCUGUUGGUUCCUUGGUGUCAACAUGGAGAUUUGGGUUGUAUACACUUACGAAUAAUAUUAAUAACUGGCUGACAUUUGUGCUUUGUUCUUGUGAAUUCAUAUCACGUGACAUUCAUUGGAAUGUUCACCUUCUGCUAAGAAAUGAUGCAGCUGGACAUGCCCAUAUUUAUAAAUAUGGAUUUUCAUUUUAAGAAGUUAAAACUGGUCGUGUGUUUUUUUAAAAAAAUCAAAUCCUGUAGUAAUAUUGUGAAAAGGCUGAAAACCACUCAGUGUUUCUUUAAUAUCUUUUGAACUUCCAACUUACGUUGGAAAAACUGUUAAGAAGUUAGCUUUUUCCUACACUUCAGUGUAAAACAGAUGAUUCUGUAUCAAUGUUCCAUGGAUUCUUUGUAAUUUUUAACAACUACUGGCAAAUCCAUAUUCUGACUCAAAUAGUGAGCUGUGGUAUGGUUAGGGUUUUCCUAUUUAGAUACUUUUACCAGUAGAAUAUUUUUACUAAGGUGCUUUACAAUGUGUUUUAAAGCAUUGCAUUUGCAAAAAGGAGAAAACAGCUGUAAAUAAUGCAUAUUUUAUGUAUUCGGACCAAAAGGUUAGAAGUAAACUUUAAACAGUGUCUUUGCACCAGUUUUGUUGGAUGUAAAGUAAAAGAAUCCCAUUUGCUUUUCCAGUCCCCACUUUGAGUUAACAGUUGGACAUCACCGAAACAUAUUUCAGUGAUCUCAGCAAAUUUAAAUAUACAGUGUGUCUGUCCAGGAGCUCCUUUUUCAGAAAACAACUUAAUCUUCAUCCUUUUAUCAUGACUAAAAGGAAAAGGAAAACUGAAGCAUGUAGCCUGGCCAAGAGAGAUAUGAAGAAUUGAUGUCAGCAUAUUCAUUGAACUGCCUUAUGUUACUUAGUAAACUUGCAUUUGCCACAGUUAGCACCUUACAACAUAAAUGAGAUUGUUUAGCAGUUAGUUACAUUCUGAAAUGCUAUAUUUUAAACAAAAUUCAAGAACUUUUGCCAUUCUUAAAAUUCCCUGUUGGUGCACAAUUCUUGAUUUUUUUAAGAAUAGCGUUAAGGUUUGAAGAUAUUUAAAACGAUCAGUUAAAAAUCAGCCUUUGAAUUUUACAUUCAGCAGAGUGCUAAAAGUGCAGAUGUAUUGAGAGGAAAACUUUAUCAAAAGCGUGUAUCUGUUAUAGAAACAAAAGAGGUUCUAUCUAUAAUUGAAUGUUUUAAUGCCAAAAACAUUAUGCUAUUAUAAUAAGGUAAUGAGACUGUUAAGUAAAGCUCUUACUUUUAUGUAUAUUUUACUUUGACUACUUCUUAGAGACAUUUUAAAAUGGGGCUGCUUUCCUAUGCAGUGUGCUUUUGUUUAGUUGACAAACACUGAUUAUGUUACUUCACUAUAUUACCAUGAACCUGACUCUUUUAUAGCCAUAUAAGUCCCGCUGAACGAAUUAUGGGAAAAUGCAGUAAUUCUUAUUAGACUACUUGGCUACUUAAGAUAUAGCAGACUUAUGAACCUUAGGUGUUGAUGUUCAGAGCACAACAAAAAUCUUGAUUGUCCAGGCUGAUGGUUAUAUAGUUUGCCUGUUGAUUUCAUUCUUGUGUGUUAGGAAGAGAAUUUAAGAUUGUGCUUCGAAACAAGGGGUAGUGCAUCAUAAUGUGAGCUAGUGCCACCAUGUAGAUAUAAAUGUGACUGUGCAAAUUAUUUUCAAAAAAGCAGUAUGGAUCCUCCAUCCUAGUAUCAUGGUGCAGACUACAUGGGAUAUCAUUUCUUGCAGAUUCUCCACUAUGUGGAUGUGUGUUAAAGGAAAGAGUGUGUGUCUAUUAAUUAGACAUGAGCUACUUUGCCUUUAAAUCUAUUUUCAUUAGUUCAGGUUUAUUUUAGAUACUCAGGCUGCAAUCAUGUCUACAGUUACCUGGGAUUAACCCCUAUUGAGCACAAUGGGGACUCAUUCCUGAAUAAAUGCAUAUGAUUGUGCUGACAAUAUUGUAAAGUAGACAGCAAGUGGGUAAAAGAGUAGACAUCCUUUUUUUAUUUCCUAAAUGCUCAUUUUAAAGACAAGCUAUAGCAGCUGUGUAUGGUUUAGCCUUGUUACUGUAAAUCGUAAGUAAGUUAUAUUCGGCUUCAUGGGACAUCAUCAGAUAUUACUCCAUUUAGGGAAAAUAAUGUUCCUCAUGAUAAUUUAGUCCUGACAGGCUGUAUGAAAAUUUAGAGAAUUAUAGUAAGACAGAAAAUUAAAAAAGGUAUGAUUGCAUUUAAAAUGAAACACAAUGUUUUGAGAUCACCAACACCGCUAUUGCAUACUCUUAAAUCAUCUAUAUUUUGUUCUCUAAGGUUCUUUGCAUGAUGCGGUUGUAAAUUACUUUUAAAGAAAGCACUGGAUAAAGGUCUUAAUGUUUACAAAGUAAAAUACAGGCAUCUAAACAUUAGAUGUAAACUUGCAAAUUACAAAAAAUAAUUGAAACAGGACAUGAUAGCCUACACCUUUCAACAGUAUUGAAAGUUUUAAAAAGGAAUUAUUUAUCUUCCUAGAGAGAGCUGUUUGGCUUUCUGUUUGACUAUGAUUUUACUUCGCAAGUACAAGCAUGUUUUAAAAGGCCAAUUUCUACUCCUCCUUUAGAAGGAAUCUUUGAAGCAGUACUGUUUGAAUCUUAGCAGUCAAAGGGAGGGUGGCCAGAGCUUUGAUCUCUAAAGAACUACAUUAUUUCUUGUCAGUUAAUAGUUAACAUUCUCUGAUUUUUUGCUACAAUAAUUGUCUUAUGUGUUGCUUAAAUACUUCUAAUCACCAGCUUUUCUGGAUAUUCCAUUUAAAACUCUACCAAGACUUUAGCUCAGCUUUUUGCCAGGGAGAGGUUCACUUGAUGAGGUGUGUAACAAGGACAAAUAUAAGAGACUCAGGGUGGGUGUUUGUGAGCGGGGCAGUAUUGUUUAGUGUGGCUGAGGAGGUCUCCUUUUUAAUCUUUAGCUUGCGUACAAUUGUAAACAUCGGCAUGCAACAAAAGACUGUGUCGAACCCAGGCUUGGUCUGCAGUCUCUUCCUAGAAUGACUAGAGGAUUAUAGUCAUAUUCAAGAAUUUCAAAAAUGUAACUAUGGAAGAUCUAUAGGGAUAUGAUUCCAGCUCAUUUCUACAUUCCCAUAUUAAUGUGGAAGUAAGACUGUCUUACUGAAUGAAGUUUGUCUUCAGAUCUUCCCCAUCAAGAUCAGAAAAUCAAGAGUAGAAGUUGGUAUGGACAUCUCCAGAUUGUAUCUGUGGCUGUCAUGUUUAAAAAGCCCAAAUAGGACUUAACGCUAUAAUGUGAUCUAGUAUGGUUCUAACAUGUUCUACGAAGGGUGCUAAUGGUAGAAUGGCCUUGGUUAAAAAUAAACCUACCAAAACCUAAGAAAACCUAAGUUUUCUCACUUUUCCCUGGGAAACCACAGAAUGGACUUGUAAAAGUGAGAAACAGUUUUGGUCUUACAAUUACUCUUAAAUACAUCUUGAAAUAAUUACAAGUGUGAAUUUUACAUUUUUUCUCCUUUGCAAUACAUAGAUGGUAGUUUGCAUUCCAGGCAAAAUGUGAAUAGUUGCUCUGGUUGCAUGUGGGAUUAAUUCAGACACAACGCCAACUGGUAUCCCAAACAUGUAGCAAAUCAUAGUUAGCAUGAUCUCCCUAAUAAUUUCUGGGUAUAAUUCUAAACAUUGAUUGUGAAAAGUAGAGCAGCCAACACAAACUGGGGCUCUUGUUACCUCUGAAUUAAUACUACAUGGUCUACUAUAAGUGGAUUGUCAAGCCAUCUGCAAACCUUGUUUUAUAAUUCUUUACAAACUGUGGUACUUUAAUAUUGGAUGAGGGAUCAUGAUGAGCAUAAUUUCUUGUCACAUCUGAAUUUUAUUAGGGUUUGUAAGCUCUGCAAUCUUUUAAAUAUUGAGUCCUCUGAAAAAAAAUUAUUUGUGGUUAGGAGUCCUUUGUGAUGGCAGUCUAUAAAGAAGAUCAUUGAAUAAUCUUAUCUUCUCCUAUCUGUGAGUAGAAGCAUUUUUCCUUCAUAACGAACAUGUGGGUUCAGGACAGGCCUUGUCUGGUGUUUUCUUGAUCGAAAACUACAAAUGUACUUUUCUGGAAGCUGCUUAAAAAAUUUCUGAAUUUGAAAAUAAAAUGGUGGGAAUGGAGUAGAGGAAACUAUCAAAACAAUAAUCAAAGACUGCUAAACAGAAAUUUCUCUUCUUAUAUUCCAGACUCGAUAGUAUAUACUGAACUGUUACAAUUGACUUUCCCUUCUAUAUUUCAGCAAGCAGGGACAACCUGUUUCAUCAGUUUUUUAAGAUUGUAAAUCUCAAUUAAGUUUAUAUUAAAUAUUGAAUAACAUAUAUUCUUUAAAAGUGCAGCCCAUAGUACAGAUGAUGAUUAGUCUGGAAGAUUAAAUUCCUUAAAAUAUUUUAAUGCAUGCAUUUAAAGAAUUUGAUUAGUAGGAACACUUGAAUGAAAUUAAAAGAAUUGCUUUAUAAAUGUUUAGGCUGUGGGAGGUAGUACUGAUAUUCUGAUUAUUUAUUUUGUAAAACCAAAUAUAUGAAAUAUGUAUAUCAUAAUGUUUCAGAUAUAGUGGUAUUCCCCGAAUCCAGUGAAUUUGCUUACAUGAAAGCACCAUGCCCACUAGUGAUGAAAGUAGUAUUCACAUGAGUGGGGGAUGCAGUUGUUAUGCACAUGAAUUGCUGCCCUUACUGAAACGAAUGAGAGGCUUGCACAUAAAAAGGCAAUGUGUCUGACUCGAAUUAAAAAAGUUCCAGAGUGCAUUAUUGGAAAGUACAUUAUUGCAUAGAGCUGUCUGUCUGUUUCACAGGUUAAAAUUGCCUCUUGCCAAGCUGUUCCUGUACAUGCGCAAAUUUCAACACACACCUGCCUUUCAAUAGAUGAUAAUUUAGAAUAAGCUUUUUGAAAUGCAUUGGAGAACAAAACAGCAUUUAAUAAAGGUUUAACUGUUACACGUUUGCUCCAGAUACUUAACUUGAUUCACAUAAUAAAGUAAGCUUUUAUACUCAUGUCAGAAUUCUAGCAUACAGUACUUCAAAAUGUACAAUCAAUUUAUACAUCAAUUUGUUCAAGUGUUUAGAAGGAAGCUAAACUAUAACCUUGUUUUUGAAGUCUAAUACAUAAGAAGAAGAUGAUCCCUUUAUGAACUAAUCGCUUUUUAGAUAUUUUGCAUAUCUAAACAUGAGCAGCUGAUACUUACUUUCCCACCAUGAACAUUGCUCCCUGUCCAUGCUCUAUGUACUCUGGAAUAAAGCCUCUGAUUUCAGUAAGAUUUGCUUUUACAUUAACUUCUCCAGCAUUGCAGCUGAAAGAGAUCUUGGAAAUGUUUUCUAUAUUCAGUGCCUAAUCUGUGCUGCCACGAAAAUGUGCUGAAAAGCCUCUGCCAUGCACACUGCCAGUUAGCUCUUCAGGGUGGUGCAUUCUGUGAUCAUUCAAGUUCAGACUAGAACAAGUGUAAUCAAUGAUCAGUUGCCAAGAUAUACUGUGUGUUAAGCCCAUGUAGGUAUGUGACUUCUUGUGGCGCUUGCUUAUAAAUGGAAGCCCUUGUGAUAUUUAUAUAUUUGCUUUAAAGAAAUCUGUUCAGAUGCUUGGAUUUCUCUCAUUGAAAUUUUGGUGAGCCAAGCUGUAGUUUGUGUAUUACAGCGUUUCAGAAGCAUUAUCGAAUGUAAUUUUGAGAAUAUAGAUUGUGACUCAUUAUUUUUUAAGAUACACAUCUAAACUAGUGCCUUUUUCCUCACAGUCUGUGUUAGGAGAUGCUCACUCUUCCUUUUCACAUACGGAUUCAGUUGUUCAAUACUCUCCCAAAUAUAAAACCAUUUUAUCACAGCUGUUUGAUAGAAUUGCUUUAUUUUUUCCCCCUUUUACUUUCUGAGAGCUUUCUCUUGUUGAGUGUUUCAGUUGAUUACCUAAUGCAAAUGAUACACAAAAUAAAACACCCAAUGGGAACGGGGAAAGACAA
Molecule: messenger RNA, 7746 nt
Organism: Candoia aspera
Lineage: Eukaryota; Metazoa; Chordata; Lepidosauria; Squamata; Candoiidae
Gene: HS2ST1
Product: heparan sulfate 2-O-sulfotransferase 1
Exons: 7
Coding region: 372-1442 (356 amino acids)
Cellular component (GO): membrane
Molecular function (GO): heparan sulfate 2-sulfotransferase activity
Source: RefSeq, a predicted model, not a curated record